AUGAAGCUUUCCAUCCCCUUUGCUACUCUUGUUAGUGCAGCAUCCUUUAUGGGAGGCGCUGACGCUUUAAGAGUUCCAGACUUUCAACAAGUCUUUGACCUCGGACAUGGCGCCAUUGAUCAAGCAAUUAAGUUUGGUCAAGACGCUCUGUCUGCUUAUGGUAGUGGUCCAUUGUUACAAACCAUUGCUUCUUAUUUGAACUUGGACUUGAAUACUCUUACCCCGGAAAUGCACUCUGUAUGGGAUGAAUUGGUCACUAAGUUCCCACUGACUAUCUCUAAGAUGCAACUCAAACUGUCUGUUCCAAAGGGUAGAAAGUUCAGAAAGGCCAGCUUUGACUUUCAUGUUGCCGACACCAAAUUCCCUGAUCACAAGUUGAGAGUCAAGUCUACUCCAGCAGAUUUAGGUGUUGAUACUGUUAAACAAUAUUCUGGUUAUUUGGAUGUUGAAGACGAAGAUAAGCACUUUUUCUAUUGGUUCUUUGAAUCCAGAAAUGACCCUAAAAAUGACCCCAUUAUCUUGUGGUUGAAUGGUGGACCAGGUUGCUCUUCAAUGACUGGUUUAUUUUUUGAAUUGGGUCCAGCUUCUGUUGGUGAGAAGUUGAAGCCAAUUAACAAUCCUUAUUCAUGGAACAACAAUGCCUCUGUUAUCUUUUUGGACCAACCAGUUAAUGUCGGUUACUCUUAUUCCUCUUCUUCUGUUUCUAACACUGUCGCUGCUGCUAAGGAUGUCUAUGCCUUUUUGGAAUUGUUCUUUAAGCAAUUUCCAGAAUAUAAUAAGAAGCAAGAUUUCCACAUUGCUGGUGAGUCAUAUGCUGGCCAUUAUAUUCCUCAGUUUGCUUCUGAGAUUUUAUCUCAUAAAGACCGUUCAUUCGAAUUGUCAUCAGUGUUGAUUGGUAAUGGUUUAACUGAUCCAUUGGUUCAAUAUGAAUACUACCAACCAAUGGCAUGUGGUAAGGGAGGUUAUCCAUCUGUUUUAGAUCCUGAAGAAUGUGAUGCGAUGGAAAAUCUGUUACCAAGAUGUUUGUCGUUAAUUGAAUCAUGUUAUGAAAGUGGUUCUAUCUGGUCAUGUGUUCCUGCUACUAUCUAUUGUAACAAUGGACAACUUCUGCCAUACCAAAGAACCGGUAGAAAUGUUUAUGAUAUUAGAGGUAUGUGUGAAGACUCAAACUUAUGCUACAAGGAUUUGAAGUACAUUGAUCAAUAUUUAAACCAAGAUUUUGUUAAGGAAAGAUUAGGUGCAGAAGUUGAUAGUUUUGAAAGUUGUAACUUUGAUGUCAAUAAAAACUUUAUGUUGGCUGGUGAUUGGAUGAAACCUUACCAAAAGAAUGUUGUUGAUUUGUUGGAAUCUGGAUUACCAGUAUUGAUCUACGCAGGUGAUAAGGACUUUAUUUGUAACUGGUUGGGUAACCAAGGUUGGACAGACAGAUUACAAUGGUCAGGUAGUGAUGGGUUUGCUGUUACACCCGUUAAGGAUUGGAAAUUAGGCAAGAAAACCAUUGGUGAAGUUAAGAACUAUAAGAAUUUGACAUUCUUGAGAAUCUUUGCUGGAGGACAUAUGGUUCCAAUGGAUCAACCUGAAAACUCCUUAGAUAUGGUGAACAGGUGGAUUGCAGGAGAUUGUAAGUUUUAA
Messenger RNA from Lizanozyma spartinae, 1632 nucleotides. It is a transcript of the gene CPY1, whose product is annotated as carboxypeptidase C. Gene Ontology annotation, molecular function: serine-type carboxypeptidase activity. The transcript has a single exon. Gene Ontology annotation, cellular component: fungal-type vacuole. NCBI's taxonomy places the organism in Eukaryota, Fungi, Ascomycota, Pichiomycetes, Serinales, Debaryomycetaceae. The record is from RefSeq and is a predicted model, not a curated record. Gene Ontology annotation, biological process: proteolysis. The coding region runs from base 1 to 1632 and encodes 543 amino acids.